UCAAUUAUUUUCGUUCUAUCCGGUCAAUUCCUGGGGUUCCAGAGUCGCGCUCGUCAUAUAAUGCCACGUGAAGGCACUCGGGGAAGAUUACGAUCGCAUGAGGCCUGUCUGAAUUGCAGGAGGAAGAAGACUCGUUGUCCUGCUGAGAAGCCAGCCUGUUCAAGCUGUGUUCGCUUGAACCAGCAAUGUCUGUACACAGCCGUGCCAAGAGGCUCUCGCAGUGGCCCUUCUGCUGAUAGACUCGCUUAUUUGGAGGAAAAGGUCAAUCUUAUCUUGAACGGUGGCAGGUCACUUCCUCAGGAACCGAAUCAUAGUGGAAACAACAAUGAAGCUGCUGAUACAACGUACUCGGCAGCUUCUUGUCCAUCAUCGGCCGACUUUGGUCCCUCUCUCAAUGAUCCAUUCCUUUUGGGAAUGGGGUUCGAAGACUCGAAGAUCAACCCGUCUUCCAGAAUCUCCCAGGCAGUGGAUCUUUACUUUCAAUACUGCCACAGACAGCCAAUAUGGUGCUUUGAUCGUGAAGAAGUGAAAGACACGAGUUACAUCUCAGAAGAGCUUGUGUGUAGUAUUCUAACUCUAACCUCACGUUUUUCACAAGAGCGCGAUGAGUUACAGCAUUAUGGCGAUAGCGCUCGGACACUCGUCAUGCUCCGGAUUGCCAAUGGCACUGUAGAGCUUGAAACGAUAGAAAGCCUAUGUUUGCUCUCGUUCUCGUCUUUCCUCGAUGGAAAUGGUCAUCUGGGAAGGUUCCAUCUUAAUCUAGCUCUCCAGCUUUGUCGCUCUGCGAUGCUAGACCUCCACUCUACUUAUGGCAUUGAAUGCCCCUCCGCUGAACGGAAGAAAAGACUCUUCUGGAGUUUGCAAUGCCUGGAACAAGCAUAUGGCCAAAUCAAUGACAUUCUCAGUGUACCGUCAGAAGUCUUGCGUUCCUUUUACGUUUCAACGGGUGAUGACCGGGAGCUCUUAAAGAACCUUGACACGAGUCCACCACCAUUACCGAACGAUGACAUUGGGUGCACCAGCUCAUCCGACCUUGGAAUCUGGAAUUUGGCCUUGCAUUUUGGGUGGGUCUGGAGCAGAGUGCGAUCAUACAUUUUUGACUGCGCUCAGAGCCGCUUGAAAGAGCCAUGGAGGCAUGACUCUCUGUACGCCAUGGUACUAUCCGACCUUACGGAGCUGGAGAAUAAACUUUCACCGUGUCACCGAUAUGACUCGGUCAAGUUUUAUGAGCGCAGGGCCGAGGAGCUCAGAGCUCAUCGGGAAUACUGGGCCCCUUGGUUGAAGCUGCAGUUCACCUAUCAUUCCAUCUUGACGGUCCUCAAUCAUCCAUUCCUCUACAUUGUGGCAUCUCAAUACAACCACAACUUGACGAUCCCCAACACGUUCUGGAGGAGAUCAUCUGAGUUGGUCCUACUUCACGCUACCUGGAUUGUUCGACUUAUCGACAUGGUAUCUGAAAAGAAGAUGCGACUGAUCGACCCAUUUUUCGGACACGCUGCCGCAAUUGCCGCGACGGUCCAUCUUUACUACUGCUGUGCCUCCGAUCCAAGAUUGAAGUUCAAAUCAAAAACGGACUUUGCAAAAUGCAGAAGAUUUUUGAAAAGCUUCGUGUCCUUCUCCCCCGCCUGUGAAAAACUGAACCAAACGCUGGACAAAAUGACUCGCAUUGCGUCUGGCUCCGAGAAGGUGGACAUUGACUGGGAACCGUCAAAAAUACACCUCAGUAUUCCUCUGAUGUGGGAGCUUCUGCAAAUAAACUGCACCCCAACUUCACAAGAGACAUCCACCGCUGGCUUGCUACACCCUUCCCUCAGUCCUGCCGUAUUUCCAGAAGAAGUUGAAAACCCAUCAUCCACUCUUGAAAUCAUCGUUGCAAUGUCCCCCGACAUUACUGUCAAUACCGCUGAUGGAGGAUCCGCCGCCCAUAUGCCACCUAAUUUACCACCACGCGUCGCUACGGCACCUGCAUCGCCAGCAAGCACAACUAUGGCCGAAAGGCUCGUUGCGCCCGCCGAUAGUCUAAUGGCCAACACGCCUUGGCUUUGGACCGAGCCUUUACAGUUCAUUGAUAUGGAUAACCUUGGCUAUCCCGAGUCAGAGUCCACGAUGGGCAAUGUCGACGGAUUUUCCACUUGGUGGGAUUUUGGAAACUUAUAA
This is a messenger RNA of Penicillium cataractarum, 2157 nucleotides long. Its product is annotated as putative C6 transcription factor. Lineage: Eukaryota; Fungi; Ascomycota; Eurotiomycetes; Eurotiales; Aspergillaceae. The transcript has 6 exons. The annotation marks the transcript as partial. Gene Ontology annotation, biological process: regulation of DNA-templated transcription; DNA-templated transcription. Gene Ontology annotation, molecular function: DNA binding; zinc ion binding; DNA-binding transcription factor activity, RNA polymerase II-specific. Gene Ontology annotation, cellular component: nucleus. The record is from RefSeq and is a predicted model, not a curated record.